AAGUGUAGAGUGUAGAUACAGUGUGUUUGGUUCUCGAGUCAGGCCUUUUCCCUUCCCUUACGUUCGGCUAUUUUAAACGUUAUUUAAAGGGAAUUCGAGGAUUUUGACCCGUAAUCUGAUCCUUUUGGUCAAGUACAUUUCCAGGUUUGGAUGUAGAGAAAGAAGUUACUGCUAUGAAACGGGUUGAGGACAGAGGUGGUACACAAACUGCUACAAAGAUUGAAGGAGGAACCUCUGUUUAUCCUGUCCCUGUCCGGAUGCUCCCUGAACUAGCGACAUCAAUGCCGCCCACACAGGGUGUCACUGUAACAGGGCCCCCCAACUACGGAGCUAGAGUGAUCCCCCAACAUGUUGCUGUGUAUAGGGAGGGGGCAACAUUGACCCCCGCCCCCCCUGCCCACUCUGCUCAGCCUAACACAGUUAUUCAUCAGCUAACUGCAGGUCCGAAGCAAGGAGAAACUAUCUGUUUACCAAAUACUCCAGUUUCUGUUCAGUUUUCUAGAGCUGUUGUAACAGGAAAUUCCAUUGUUGCUGUAACUGCGCCAAACGUACAGACAAUGCAACUGCAUCAGCCCGCGCACAUUCUUCAGAAGAGCGCACACACGGCAGCUGUUUUCGGCGGCCAGACGACGGUCCGGACGGUUACACCGGCGCAGGUGCUUCCGACUUCCGGAAAUCCUUCUUUUCAGAGGUUGAAGGUUGAGGACGCUUUGUCCUACCUGGACCAGGUGAAGUUCAAGUUCGGAAACCAGCCUCAGGUCUACAACGACUUCCUUGAUAUUAUGAAGGAAUUCAAAUCCCAGUCGAUAGAUACACCUGGAGUCAUCUCUCGGGUUUCCAUGCUGUUUAAAGGACACCCUGAACUAAUUGUCGGGUUCAAUACCUUCCUCCCUCCUGGAUACAAGAUAGAGGUUCAGACUAAUGAAGCUCAGCAUCCUAGUUUACCAGGACAUGCACAUAUACAUCAGUCAAUGUUUCAGACGAUUGUGCACACACCCCACGGGAUCCACAUGAUGGGGGCCCAGGGUAUGAUGGGCCCCGCCCUCACAACCGCCGCACAGCUUCCACAACGCCCCCUCACCGCCCACCAGCCAACUAAGUACCAGGUCAAAACACUGAACGAUGUUACGCCGAAUCAUCCCCCGCCGAGAACCGAGAUUCUACCCGCCUCUGUAUACGCCUGCCCACCCGCUGUCGUUAGUUUAUCUCAACCUCUUCCUAAUCCUCCGCAUAUAACUCUUAACCCUGCAGUGCCGAGCAUCCCUGUUUCCCUACCCCAGCUGCCCACCCAGCCCCAACCCCCGCACUCGGGGGCUAACCAACAACCUGUUGAGUUUAAUCAUGCCAUCAACUAUGUAAACAAGAUUAAAAACCGGUUCCAAGGUCAGCCUGAUGUAUACAAACAAUUUCUGGAGAUUCUUCACACAUAUCAGAAGGACCAGAGAGCGAUCAAGGAGGGAGGAGCGCCAAAAUCACUACUCACUGAGUCUGAGGUAUACGCCCAGGUUUCCCGACUGUUCCAGAACCAAGAAGAUCUUCUAGCGGAGUUCGGACAGUUUCUCCCGGAGGCCACCAACGACAACUCUACCGAGGCCAUCAUGGUCUCGAGCAAGGGCCUUGCAAAUGACCACUCUUCUGCCACUAAACGUAGUGCACCUAAACCCACGUUAAUACCGCCGAAACCCGCGGCUGAACGCCCGGUAGAACCUUUGAAGCGUCCCAUGCAGCCGGGGCGAAUGCAACCGCCGACUAAAAAGCCUCGACUGGGUGUUCUUAAAGACGUAAGCCUCGCCGAAGCCGGGAAGUACGGAACCCUCACCGAGUUCGCGUUCUUUGACAAGGUGAGGAAGGCGUUGAAGAGCGGAGAAGUUUAUGAAAAUUUCCUGCGGUGUCUGGUCUUGUUCAACCAGGAGGUGGUAACAAGAACAGAACUAGUUUCCCUUGCUACACCAUUUUUAAACAAGAAUCCUGAUCUUCUCCGCUGGUUCAAGGAUUUUGUCGGUUUCAAGGAUGCAGGAGGGUUCAAAGACGGGACCGGAGUUGCAGGAGCUAAGGAGGGAGGGGUUGGAGCUUCUGAACUCCCUACUCCUCCUCUGGCCCAGCCUAGGCAUGAGCGAAUGACUGGAGAUGCUGCCAUGGAAAUAGAUUAUGCCUCGUGUAAACGGUUGGGUGCAUCCUACUGCGCGCUCCCGAAGAACUUCUUGUUGCCAAAGUGCACUGGACGGGGACAAGGGAACACCUUAUGCAAGGAAGUCCUCAACGACACAUGGGUUUCCUUCCCAACCUGGUCCGAGGACUCCCAAUUCGUCUCCAGCAGAAAAACCCAGUUCGAAGAAAACAUCUAUAGGACUGAGGACGAGCGCUUCGAGUUCGAUGUUGUGUUAGAAACGAACCGUGACACGAUAAAAGUGCUCGAGUGUGUUCAGAAGAAAAUGUCUCGAAUGCCACCGGAGGAGGCAGCGAGAUACAGAUUAGAUGACUGUUUAGGGGGAACAAGUCCAACAAUUCAUCAACGCGCAAUUAGACGGAUUUACGGAGACAAAUCCGCGGAUAUUAUCGACGGAUUAAAACGGAACCCUGUUGUUGCCGUCCCACUGGUAAUUCGACGACUGAAAGCAAAGGAUCAAGAAUGGAGGGAAGUACAGAAACAAUUCAAUAAAAUCUGGCGCGAGCAGAACGAGAGAAAUUACUUACGAUCCUUGGACCACCAGGGAAUUAUCUUUAAGCAGAAUGAUAUAAGAACUAUUCGAUCCAAAUCAUUGCUGAACGAGAUCGAGACCUUGUACGACGAGGCGCAUGAGCAAGAGGAGCAGAGCGGUCAGGUGGUAGGUGGACCACACAUCACAUUAUCGUAUUCGGAUAAAUCAAUGUUGGACGAUGCAACUCAGUUGUUGAUUCAUCACGUGAAACGGCAGACCGGGAUACCUAAGGAGGAUAAACAGAAGAUUAAAGUUUUACUCCGACAAACCCUUCCAGAUAUUUUCUACCACUCCAGGAUGGAGAUGAGUGAUGAAGAGGAUGAGGAAGAAGAGGAGGAUGAAGAAGAAGAGGAAGAUGAGGAGGAGAAAGAGAAGAAGAAGGAGAAGAAGGAGCGAGGGAAGGUAAAGGAGAUAGAGAUCAAGGAGGAGGAAGUACAAGAGGAGAUGAAGCAACAUGAGGUUCCUCCUAACAUCAAAGGAGCGUCAAUGGACGACGAGUACACUCUUCUAAUGACCAACAACAACUGGUAUGUCUUCCUCCGCCUUCACUACAUCCUAACCGAACGAUUAGCUAAAAUCUACGACCAGGCGGUAAUCAUUGCCGCCGAAGAUGGCGAUUCCAACCUAGAUCGGAAGGAGAGCACCGCCGCCGCACUCCGACUUAAACCAAAGAACGGAUUAUCCUCGACCGAUUAUUAUCCUACAUUCCUCGACAUGGUCAAAAGUGUCCUUGACGGAAACAUGGAUAACAUCGCAUACGAGGAUACAUUGCGAGAAAUGUUCGGAAUCCAUGCGUUUACCGCAUUUACCCUUGAUAAAGUUAUCGCAAACGCAGUGCGUCAGCUGCAGCAACUCGUCUCGGACGAUACUUGUCAGGACUGCUGGGACCUGUAUGCUGAGGAGAAAAAGAAUGGAGGGACGGGUGGACCGGUUAGUUUAGCUCAGGAUAGAUAUUUUAAUGAACUUCUUUAUCAGAAGAAAGCGGAGAAGCUAUUAACGGAUGAGAACUGCUUCAAAAUAAUCAUGUACCGUGAGAGUGGACGGAUGACAUUAGAACUCCUUGACACUGACAGCGACAGCCGGGGCGGAAGUGACAACGAUGAGGAAGGAGAGACAGAGAACCCCGACAGUUACCUCGACCGAUUCCUUGGCAUGUCGAUCAGCGACGAGGCCCGCAACCAUUUGUCGAAGAAACCGGUUUUUCUGUGUCGCAGUGUGCGACGAUACCGGAAGAAUACUCGACACAAGAUAGUUCCGCGACCUGAGAAGGACACUACGGAAGAAAGUCCUGUAGUUCCUGCAGUUCCUGGUAGUCGUGUAUCCAGACUAGGACUAGAGGACGAGACUAUUCUCUGGGAGGAGAACUCGUCCUGCUCCUUGUCCCACGAUAACCUUAAGAUUCUCUGGGUGGUGAACUCUGAGAAUUAUAUAUACAAGAGACACAGUCUUAAUAGAGCUAAACAGACUCAUCCUGAUGUUUGUCGACGGAAGUACAAAAAGUUUAAUUCUUGGCACUCCUCCUGGUCCGGUGUUCAUGUGAGUGAGGCGGCUCAGACCACGCACAACGAGUGGAUGAUGGGUCGAGGAGUGGGGCUCGCCUCAAAUAAAACGCAUCGUGUUACAAUCUCAGAUCCUAAUAGAACACCGUAUAGGACAUUUGUCAAGUUUAAGGCCGAGAUGCUGAAAACCACACUCUAGCUCUAGAUUAAGCUCAGCAGCCGGCUCAGAUCUGACUCGAGUUUACUUAGCUUUGGCUCUAUAAGUACUUUUGCUGGGUUCUGGCUCAGAUAUGAUGUCCGGUUAAAGCUCAAAGCUAAAUUUCACCCCGGAUACCGACGUGAGCUGAUCCGAUUAUUAUGGAUAUACCUACUUCUGUUGGAUAUCCUCAACCUCACUGGAUAUCAGCUCUCUUCAGAUAUUCGGGUGUGGAUGGAUAUAAGGUUGUUCUGCUGUGAUAUUGAGCGUUACCGUUUUUCAUCUUAGAUGAAAACGAAUUUGAUCGUUCAACGAUCAGUUUUUAAGAUGCAAACUUGAUCUCUAGACCAAUAGGUUGUUGGCUGAGUUGAUCUCAGAGCUGCCCGGCGGCCGAAUCUUCAGGUCGACCAGCCGGGUGGCUGCCACCAGUGACUAAAUGUAAUGGUAUCGCCGUGACUCACUAAGAAAGGCUGAAAUUGUAAAAUUUAUCUAUGAAGACUCUGACAACCAAAACUGGUGAUUUGUUUUCAUAAUAAUAUAUCGAUGAAUUCACACAAGUAUUAAUUAAUUAAUUGUAACGUAUACUUUCUAUAACUGUUCUCAUUAAAGCGAACUAUAUCUGAA
Molecule: messenger RNA, 5018 nt
Organism: Eurytemora carolleeae
Lineage: Eukaryota; Metazoa; Arthropoda; Copepoda; Calanoida; Temoridae
Gene: Sin3A
Product: paired amphipathic helix protein Sin3b
Exons: 15
Coding region: 174-4397 (1407 amino acids)
Biological process (GO): negative regulation of transcription by RNA polymerase II
Cellular component (GO): chromatin
Molecular function (GO): transcription corepressor activity
Source: RefSeq, a predicted model, not a curated record